Eutrema salsugineum is the source of this 3533-nucleotide messenger RNA. RefSeq names its product protein SUPPRESSOR OF MAX2 1. Gene Ontology annotation, molecular function: ATP hydrolysis activity; ATP binding. Lineage: Eukaryota; Viridiplantae; Streptophyta; Magnoliopsida; Brassicales; Brassicaceae. The record is from RefSeq and is a predicted model, not a curated record. The transcript has 4 exons. The coding region runs from base 295 to 3270 and encodes 991 amino acids.
UAUCUAAAGCCUUUUCAUUUUUUUGGCCGGUGGAUAUUCUUCUGAAUGAGUUCAGGCAAAUCCUAUAUAUUCCUUCUAUUUUUUUUCUCCGAUCGGGAAAUUGAGGAACCCAGUUCUUAAAACUGUCUGAAUAAUUGAGAAACCCAACUCAAAAGAUUCAAUUUUUAUUUCAUUCUUAGCCUGAAAAUAUUAAAGAUUCGACUUUUACAUAUAUUUUUUUUAAUUCCCACAUAUAAUUGAAGAAAGAGGAAGAAAGAAGAGAGAGAGAGAUAACACAGAGGUGGAAGAAGAACGAUGAGAGCUGGUUUAAGUACCAUCCAACAGACUCUGACGCCGGAGGCUGCCACCGUUUUAAACCAAUCAAUCUCCGAGGCGGCGCGUCGUAAUCACGGCCAAACCACGCCGCUCCAUGUCGCAGCCACUCUCCUUGCUUCUCCGGCGGGUUUUCUCCGACGAGCCUGCAUCCGAUCCCACCCCAAUUCUUCCCACCCGCUUCAGUGCCGAGCCCUCGAGCUCUGCUUCAGCGUCGCCCUCGAGCGACUCCCAACCGCGACAACGACUCCGGCGAACGAUCCACCGAUCUCUAACGCCCUUAUGGCGGCGCUGAAGCGAGCGCAAGCUCAUCAACGCCGUGGAUGUCCGGAGCAGCAGCAGCAGCCGUUGUUGGCGGUUAAAGUGGAGCUGGAGCAGCUCAUUAUCUCGAUUUUGGAUGACCCGAGUGUGAGUCGGGUCAUGAGAGAGGCUAGCUUCUCUAGUCCCGCCGUCAAAGCCACAAUCGAACAGUCGUUGAGUAGUAAUCCGUCUAAUCCGACGCCAAUUCCGAGCGUUUCCUCCGUCGGGUUGAAUUUCCGACCCGGUGGAGGUCCGAUGACCCGGAAUUCGUAUCUAAAUCCACGGUUGCAGCAGAACGCAUCGGCGCAAUCGGGGCUAAAUAAGAACGACGACGUGGAGCGGGUCAUGGAAAUUUUGGGUCGGACGAAGAAGAAAAACCCGGUUUUAGUCGGAGAUUCGGAGCCGGGUCGUGUGAUUCGUGAGAUCCUCAAGAGAAUUGAAGCCGGAGAAGCUGGGAAUUUAUCGGUGAAGAACUCAAAGGUGAUUCAUUUCGAGGAAAUCGAUUCGGAUAAGUCUGUGAGAAUCAGGGAAUUAGACGUGUUGCUCGAGACCCGGAUGAAGAAUUCGGAUCCUGGCGGUGGCGGCGGAGUGAUUCUCGAUCUGGGAGACUUGAAAUGGCUCGUGGAGCAACCGAGCUCAACGCAACCGCCGCAAACGCUCGCGGUGGAGGUAGGGAGGACGGCGGUGGCGGAGCUACGGAGGCUUUUGGAGAAAUUCGAAGGAAGACUCUGGUUCAUCGGAACCGCGACGUGCGAGACUUAUCUAAGAUGUCAGGUUUAUCAUCCAUCAAUGGAGACAGAUUGGGAUCUUCAAGCCGUAUCGGUGGCAGCUAAAGCUCCGGCGACCGGCGUUUUCCCGAGGCUUCCGAACAAUUUGGGAUCGUCGGUUCAAUCAUUUACGCCGUUGAAGAGCUUCGUGCCUACGAACAAGACAUUGAAAUGUUGUCCGCAAUGUUCGCAAAGUUACGAGCGAGAGCUGUCUGAAAUUGAUUCAAUGUCUCCGGAGGUUAAACCAGAAGUUGCUCAGCCGAAACAGCUUCCACAGUGGCUGUUGAAAGUUAAACCGGUCGAUCGUUUACCUCAAGCAAAGAUUGAAGAAGUGCAGAAAAAAUGGAAUGAUGCGUGUGUGCGUCUUCAUCCUAACUUUCAUAGCAAGAACGAGAAGAUCGUUCCGACUCCGAUUCCUAUAUCGUUAACGACAAGCUCCUACGGUCCCAAUCCGCUUCUUCGCCAGCCGUUGCAGCCUAAGUUACAGCCCAAUAGAGAGUUGCGUGAGAGGGUACACUUGAAACCUAUGAACUCUUUGGUGGCAGAACAAGCGAAGAAGAAGAGUCCUCCCGGGAGCCCGGUUCAGACAGAUCUUGCCCUUGGAAGAACAGAGGAUUUGGAGAAAGCUGGUGAUGUGCAAGUGAGAGACUUUCUCGGCUGUAUAUCGUCUGAGAACAACGAGAAGAUCAGUGUUUUGCAAAAGGAUAAUCUUGAGAACUCUUUAGACAUUGAUUUGUUUAAGAAGCUUUUAAAAGGAAUGACCGAGAAAGUUUGGUGGCAACACGACGCAGCCUCUGGUGUGGCUGCUACAGUUAGUCAAUGCAAGCUCGGAAACGGGAAACGCCGCGGUGUUUUAUCAAAGGGAGAUGUGUGGUUACUGUUCUCAGGGCCAGACAGAGUUGGAAAAAGAAAAAUGGUGUCGGCUCUGUCUUCUCUUGUAUACGGGACAAAUCCGACAAUGAUUCAGCUCGGGUCCAGACAAGAUGGCUCUGGAGAUGGGAAUCAUAACAUCCGUGGUAAAACCGUGUUGGAUAGGAUUGCAGAAACCGUUAAGAGGAGUCCGUUCUCUGUAAUCUUGCUUGAAGACAUCGAUGAAGCGGAUAUGUUGCUGCGUGGAAGCAUAAAACGAGCUAUGGAUAGAGGAAGAAUCACUGACUCUCAUGGCCGUGAGAUUAGUUUAGGUAACGUGAUCUUUGUCAUGACAGCGAGCUGGCAUUCUCUAGAGAUGAAAACGUCUUACAAAGACGAUGAAGCGAAGCUCAGGGACGUUGCGAGCGAGAGCUGGCGUUUGAGGCUGAGUGUACGUGAGAAAUUCGGGAAACGAAGAGCUAGCUGGCUGUGUAGCGACGAGGAGAGGCUGACUAAACCGAAGAAAGAACAUGGAUUAUCCGGUUUGUCUUUCGAUUUGAACCAAGCUGCUGAUACGGACGAUGGUUCGCACAACACGAGCGAUCUAACGACAGAUAAUGAUCAAGAAGAGCAAGGAUUUAGCGGGAAGCUGUCUCUGCAAUGCGUUCCUUUCGCGUUCCACGAGCUGGUAAGCCGUGUAGACGAUGCUGUAGCGUUCAGGGCCGUUGAUUUCGGAGCUGUGAGACGAAAGAUCUCGGAUACGUUGUCGGAGAGGUUCGCGAGAGUCGUGGGGGAAUCGUUAACGAUGGAAGUGGAAGACGAGGCGCUUCAAAGAAUCUUGAGCGGAGUUUGGUUAGGCCUUACCGAGUUAGAUGAGUGGAUUGAGAAGGCGAUUGUACCGGUUCUGAGCCAGCUCAAGGCUCGAGUUUCCUCUUCUGGUACUUAUGGUGACCGUACGGUUGCUCGGCUCGAGCUGGACGAAGAUUCCGGUGAUCGGAGCGCCGGUGAUUUGCUGCCGACGAGUAUUACGUUGGCAGUUUGAAUGAGUGAAAACAGAGUUUUGUUGUUGCAGUGGACUGUGGAAGGGCAGAGAUGUAAAUAUGUCUCAACUGGUUUUGGCGGGGGAAAGUGAAAACAGUUAGGGGUAAAAAGAGUAAAAAAAAAGGUGUUUAUAGUUUUUUUGUUUUAUUUAUUUACUUCACAGUCGUCUAGUUUUUUGUGUUUAUGUAUACGGGAGGGAUGGUUUAUGUAGCGAUUAUAGUUUAUUUAUUUGAUAGAUAAAUAAUGAAGAUUAAUAAAGCUGAA